GACCGACCAACCUGCCUCCCGACCCGACCAAGCUCGUGAGCCUGACUCCUUCUCCAACCCACCAAGGCGCAACAACACGGCAGACCAGAACACUGAGUCGCAAGUCUCAAGUCCAGGCCCAACAGCAAGGACAGUCCGACCUCAACCCAGUAUCUUCACAACUGGAAAUCUGCUGCCAAGUCACCCUGCACUUUCUUGGACCCAUCAUCAUCUCAUCUCGAUCGACUGCCCCCUGCUUUGGCCUGCCAGCUCCUCUGGCACCUCCAUGGGAAGGUCGUACCAUUCGCUCGCGGAAAUCGAAACUCAGAAAACAAUCAUGCCUAUGUCUAGGCCAGAUUCAACAAAAUCCAGUAUUCACCCAUCCAACAUCAGUAUUCUCCCAGACUUGCAAUCCACACGAAAUCAAUCCUCAGCCAUAGAUCGACCACCCGGCCCGGCCACUGUGAGUUAGCCACAAAUAGACCAACCAACCUCGAGUAGAACGUAAAUCCUGUCAAGCCUCGCGAGCCGUUGCCGCCGAGGCCCCCCACCAUGGAACAAAACAAGCAGACACCAGCCCGGCGACGCCGCCCCGGCAAACCGCCCUCGGGCCGCAAGAACUACGCAUCUGAGGGCGACGUCCUCACGAGCAUGCCCUUCCCAGCUGACUAUCCUGCGACGCCGCUCAAGUCCAAGAAUGCCAGCCCUGCUCCUGGUUCCCAAGCUACCCAUCCCAAGUCCGCGAAGCACAACAACAGGUCGGCCCGACCCGCCCACGUCUCGAUAUCUCCUGGUCCUGCUAGGCCUGGUCGCCGCACUCCGCCGCACUCUGCAAACAACAAAGCCGGCUCAGCCGCCUUCGCCGGCGCCAAUUUCCAUGCCUCCCCCGCUCCGGGCUCACUCCCCAUGCCAAGUUUCUUCAGGAUGAGAUCCGAGUCAGCCACUGUGAACGGACGCACCAAAGAGCCGUCGCCGCCGGCCUCUGACUGCGAUUCUCCGAGUCCCUCUCAACCCGCAACCGUGCCCCAGGUUCGCCGUUACCAGUCUCCGCUUGACGCCCUUGAUGCCCUCUUCGAAGCAGACCGCGCUGAGAAAGAGCGGGCCUGCAGGACGAACUCGGCAAACGCGGCGGCUGCUGACGGUCCCUUCUCCCCACCCUCCGAGGGGCGGACGGGCCGGAAUGGCAGCUACUCCUUUGAUCCAAUCCCCUUGAAGCUCCCUCACCGCCCGGCUCAGGGUGGCAAGCCCGGUCCCAACAGCACUGCUGCGUCCGGUCCGCGGCCUGAGCCCUUUGCUUUGCCCAUGCACGAAAAGCUUCGGGCCGCAGGGCCUGCUGAAAACAAGACAUCACAGCACGUCCAACGGCAAGGUCAAGGUCAAGCGCAAGGCACCCCUCAGCACCUGGCCACUCCGCCUCGUCUGGACGAGAGGAGCGAGGCGGUCAAGAGACUCCUUGGAAUUGGCACCGGGACGCCUGCUGCGAGCCCCGUCUCAUCAUCGACGCAGCAUCAGACCCAUUACCCGGGAGUCCUGCCAUUCGCUGCUGCUUCGCACAGCUCCCCUCAGCUAAGCAGCGGGGCAUCCGGUGUACAAAACGGAGGCUCGGUGGGUCCAGAAGAUUGGAAAUACCGCGGAGAGAACGCGCUCCGACAGGCGCUGAAGCUCCCCUUCCCGAUGGGAGCCGGACUCGAUGGUAACAGCAGCCCCCAGCAACAACCAGGCCCCUCCGCAGGGCGUGCCUAGGCCGACUUUACAGAUUCUGUAUCUCGACUACCUCUACUCUCUGGUUCUUUCGCGCAUAGCAUUUCGGAUUUUCAUAGCGCGUCAAUCUCCUGAGACGCCAGUUCGGUCAUUACUCGUUUUACUUUGGCACUUACCUCAUAAUUCUGCAUAGAUGUGCAAGGGCGGGUUCUCUUUCCACGCGUGUCUUCUCAAGUCGAGUUCCUUGGCGUUGUGACAGCGGACGUUGCCUGCUGCUUUCUGCAUGGGCUGGCUGGACAGUGGGCCCGGUCUAUCAAGAGAUCGGGGUGGGUUGACAACUCCAUAUCUCAUAUUUUCUCGGCGUUUCUCCGGGCGUUCACCGGCUUACGGAUGCUGCGACUUGGCACAUGGCAAGGCCGGCCUUUAUGGAUUUCUUUUACUCUAUUCGACAAAUGUACAAUGGAGGGCAUCUUAUCUGGCGGUUCAUCUGGUAUGAGAGCUACGGCAUGGUUCUGGUUCUUGGUGAUGCUGGUGAUACCCACUUCGACUGGCGUUCGUCGUUGGAGCAAGAUCGGUCUGGGAAGGUGUUCUGGGGAGGCGGCCGAAGACGUAUGGGGAGCAGGGCGGGCCUUGGGUUCGAGCUGCAUCGUGGCCCGAAGCCAGUGAAGCCCUGUUCCAGGGAAGGCUCACAUUUGGGCAACAACAAAACUAUAAUCUUUUUUUCCCCGGUGGUACAAAGGUGGUCCUGUUUCAAUCACUAGGCAUGGUCUUUAGCUUUAGAGUGCCUAAUCCAUCUUUUUACUGGCG
Messenger RNA from Diaporthe batatas, 2487 nucleotides. RefSeq lists its product as uncharacterized. The transcript has 2 exons. The record is from RefSeq and is a predicted model, not a curated record. Lineage: Eukaryota; Fungi; Ascomycota; Sordariomycetes; Diaporthales; Diaporthaceae. Bases 532 to 1722 code for a protein of 396 amino acids.